CAGAGAGUGAGAGAGAUAGAGAGAGAGAGUCAGACAGACAGAGAGAGCGAGUCAGACAGACAGAGAGAGAGAGAGACAGAGAGAGUGAGAGAGAGAGAGCUGGGUGUUUUGUUCAUUGUUUGUGAAGAUUGAGCAAGUGGUUUCGGUUCCAGCUAGUGCUGAAGGAUGGGGUGGAGACCAGACUCAGCUUUCAGCCCCAGCUGCAGCUGCUGGCACUGAGCUCGAGUGUUUGGAUCAAGCUCGGUGGGUGUGUGUGUGUGUGUGUGUGGGGUGUGUGUGUGUGUGGGGUGUGUGUGUGUGUGUUUGUGUGUGUGGGGGGGUGUGUGUGUGUGUGUGUGGGUGUGUGUGUGGGUGUGUUUGUGUGUGUGUGUGUGGGGUGUGUGUGGGUGUGUGUGUGUGUGUGUGGGGUGUGUGUGUGGGGUGUUUGCCCAUGGCUGCGGCCGAUCUGUUAUCCCUGGAGCAGCAGCUCUCCUGCUCCAUCUGCCUGGAGGUCUUCAGCCAGCCGGUCCAGCUCCCCUGCGGGCACACCUUCUGCCUGGACUGCAUCCAGAAGAACUGGGACCAGAACCCGCUGGCGGCCUGCCCGCAGUGCAGGGCCACCUUCCUCCCCCGACCCUCUCUGCGGAAAAACAUCGUCCUGUGCGGGAUCGUGGACGAGUUCAAUCGGAUGGGGCAGGCGCAGGCUGCCCGGCUCAGCAGCGUCAGCAUCAACGGCGGUGGCAUCAGCAGCGUCAGCGGCGCGGACAUCCCGUGCGAUUCCUGCCCCAUCGGCCGCGGGGCAAAGGCGGCCAAGUCCUGCUUGUCCUGCCUGGCCACCUUCUGCCAAGCCCACCUCCGGCCCCACCUCGAGGAGGUGACCCUCCGCGACCACCAGCUGACCGAGCCGGUCAGGGGUCUGGGUCUGGGUCUGGGCGGCAAGAGAUGUCCAGCUCACGGCAAACUGCUGGAGUUCUUCUGCCGGACCGACCAGAUGUGCAUCUGCGGCUUGUGCAUCCUGCAUGUCCAUCGUGACCACGAGGUCAUCGCCCUGGAAGAGGAGAGCACCGAGAAAAAGAAAUUUCUUCAGGAAGAAAAAGUAAGAAGGCAAAGUCAGAUUGAAGAAAUUAAUACAGCAAUUAAUAAACUCAAAGAGAAUGUCACUUCUAUCAAAAAAACAGCAUUGCAGGUGAGGUCUGACAUCGAUAAGCACUUUGGUGACCUGAUCGACUGUAUUAAAGAAUCGCAGAGUGUUGCAACAAACGUCAUCGAGAGUGAGGAGGCUGUUGCCUUGGCCCAAGCUGAGAGCAUUCAGAGCUGGCUGAAGCAGAAGUGCAGCGGAGUGACCAGCAAGAGCGAUGAGAUAGACCGGCUGUUGAAAUCUGACGAUAUCCAGCUCUUAAAGGAGUUUCAUGCCCUGGAGGAGACGGAGACAGAUCAGGUAUUACCCACGUUGGACACGGACUUUGAUAAGCAGCUCUCCAGUUUGAAGAGCGUCGUUGUCAAGAUGACUAAAAAUAUUAUGCAGCAGCUGCACGAGGCCCACACAGAGAAGCUACCCGCUAUCAAAGAAAAUGGCCCCUUGGCUAAUAGUCAACAUCCCAAAUUACAUCAGCCAUGCAGUUCAACAUCUGCAGCAUCUCAGCAAAAGAUUGAUUUCCAGCCCGUAUCAUCUAUUAGUCUUUGCAGCGCUUCUCACCCUUUAGUACCAUCACUCCCUCGGGGCUUUUGGCCAAUCCCAGCUUCUCCGAUAACUGCUGAUUUCCAGUCCGUGUCAAACCCUGGUGCCCACCAACAACCUUUAAUACCAUCUCCAGGUCUUUGGACGAUGGUAACUCCUCAGAUAAAUGCUUCUUUCCAGUCUUUGCCAAAUGAUGUCCACAGGGUCAUGACUUGGCCGUCGUCGACCUCAGUAGCCAGUGCUCAAGGUCAUAGGGGAGUCCCAGGCAACCAGCAGAGGGGCAUGGUAAUGAGUAGCCGUUACACCAUUGCUCCUUGUAGAGCUCCUCUUGUCCUGCCAACAAUACCUCUGCCAACUCGGAGCAGGUGCCAGGUUUCUACUACUUCAAUUAAGGAGCAGGAGCCUCUCACAGCCACAGUGCUUUCGGCACUCCCCUUCCAGGAGCAGAAGCAACUACUGGGGGAACGACUUUUCCCAUUAGUACAAAUUCUACAUCCUUCCUUGGCGGGAAAAAUCACUGGAAUGCUGCUGGAGUUGGAUAACUCGGAAUUACUACAGUAUUUGGAGUGCUCGGAUUCUCUUCACUCAAAGGUUGAUGAAGCUGUGGUGGUUUUGCAGAGGCAUCAGGCUCAGAAAGAUUUCCUCCAGAGAACAAAUCUGGUUGCGGCUACCUGUAAACAGAAGAAAUGAGAAGCAGCGAGCAGGCAGUUUUCACCAAGAAGCUGCUGUGCAAUUAGUUUGCAGGAAGGUCUUGACUGCAGAGCGGGAUUAACGCACUGCUCUUUCAUCUCCCAAGUUUUCAAUCUAGCACAGGCAGAAAUCUGACAACUCGCAGGGUCUUUUGGUGAAGUUGGAAGUUGGUCAGGUGUCCACCAAACAAAACUGUCCACAAUCUAGCACUGGGGUUAGCACUGAAUUCCCAAUCAUCACUUGGAGAAGCCAGGAGGGUAGCUGGGCAUAGAGUUGUCACACGGUAUUAGGGGGGAUGUUUGUCUGAGUCUAUGAUUAAAGGUGUAUAGUUGAAGCAGAGAAAGGGGGUUUUACCUCUUCAUCUAGCCUAGGCUGCACUAAAGCUGGGAGUGCUGGUAGUGAAUGUGAGAAACUGAUAUCUCUUAAAUUCCCCAGUACUGACAUCCUUCACUUUAAGGAAUUCACCUUGAAAAAUAGGAGUUUUUAAUAGAUGUGUGUAAAAAUAUAUAUUUUUUAAAAAACAGGCAUAUACAAUUUUUUUUUACUUUAACCUUUUGGCAGAGACAGCAUCACUCUCCACUUACACAGUACAUUUUAUAAGUACAAUUUAAAAUGCUGUAAGCCAUCUGCCUUAUACUGUGAAAUAUAUUUUUUACCUUCUGGGAACAUACAUCUUAGCCUGAGAACCUGGCAAGUUUCCAAACCAGCAAUCUGUGUCAAGAGCUUCAGCUCGGCUUGGGGGCUUCACCUGUAACCACUGCUGGUCACAGUUCCGCUGGCAGCUUACGUGGCGAGAGAGAGAGAGACAACGGAGAGCCACCUGCCUCGCUGGGUAUGUUCUGGUCGGGGUGGGGAGUUGUUGGAGUGAGCUCCAAAGAAGCUCCCUGUACAAUCCCUGUCCAGUCCAAGUACCACCUGUUGAAUUGAAAAUGGAGGGAUUUGAAAACAACACGCCCAAGCAAUUUGAUGAUAAUAUCUCACAGCCUUUCCGGCUUCAAUUCUGACAGCAAGCUGUCGAAACGAUGCAGACUUGCCAAGUCCCAAGCCGAUGUGGGUUUGAUGCUACUCUUGAAAUCCGUUCAUGCAUCGAUGUCCAAAAGGGCCAUGUGACCACCUAGAUAGAGGUUACUAUAGACCAAUGAAAAUUUGCCAAGGGACUAAAAAUCAGUUUUGAUAUGAAAUGAAUUAGAGAUGACGAAGGCCAAUCAGCUCAUCUUAGCUCAAGUUGUUUAGAAGGCCCAUUUGGUCCUUCACACGUCACAACGUCCCUCAAUUGCUUCUUCAGUGAUUUCAGGGAGCUUACCUGCAAAGUCCAUUGUUACAAUUGGCGCUCACUCCGUUAACUCUUUCUCAUGUCUAGUGCAAACAGUCCUACAGGCAAAUCCUCACUCCCUCGAAAUUGAAAGAUGACCUCGUGUGGUCAAGUCCUUUGUUGUUGUGUCCUUUGAGAAAGUGGAUAUUAUCAGCAAUACUGUUGGAAACGCUUUUAAAACGAGCAAGAUUGUUAAACAAAAGUAUUCACAAAUCAUUACCUGCAGAAACAAGCAGAAAAAGUGAGAUAUUAAAAUGCAGGAAUUUGAAGCUGGUUCACCAAACCAGUCAGCUGUGAUCUUUUGAAAACUUGCAGAACUUGAGAUAAGAUGAAUAACUUUCAGAGAAGUGUUUGAGCAGAAUAGAGUCUUUGCAGGAUUUACAUAGGUGAAUGUUGACUGAACUGCACCUUGUUCCCAUAUCCCAUGGCCAGACAAGAUUGCACUGCCAGAUAUGAAAUGUUGUGUGUUUAGACUGCUGAUUGAUAAAACAUUCUCCACUAGUUUCUACAAUGGCACUGUCAGCUGCUGUCUAGUUUUUGGGCUCUCAUUUGCCACAGUAUUCCCUCUUGUCGACCCUAACAUCGUUGUCCCCAGUGAAGUUGUUCCUCUCUCCCUUGCUGAUCACUUCCCCAUAAUGGCCCCGCUUUGCUUCCUUUGCAGACGUGGGCUUAUCUGGGCCACUUCUACAAUGGCAGGAUUGUCGUAUGAGGAGAAAUUGGGCCGACUAGGCCUGUAUUCACUGGAGUUUAGAAGAAUGAGAGGAGAUCUCAUUGAAACGUAUAAAAUUCAGACAGGGAUGGACAGACUGGGU
Molecule: messenger RNA, 4471 nt
Organism: Carcharodon carcharias (great white shark)
Lineage: Eukaryota; Metazoa; Chordata; Chondrichthyes; Lamniformes; Lamnidae
Product: E3 ubiquitin/ISG15 ligase TRIM25-like
Exons: 12
Coding region: 431-2347 (638 amino acids)
Molecular function (GO): zinc ion binding; RNA binding
Source: RefSeq, a predicted model, not a curated record